This is a messenger RNA of Talpa occidentalis (Iberian mole), 3250 nucleotides long. It is a transcript of the gene MSANTD4, whose product is annotated as Myb/SANT DNA binding domain containing 4 with coiled-coils. The coding region runs from base 224 to 1261 and encodes 345 amino acids. The record is from RefSeq and is a predicted model, not a curated record. The transcript has 3 exons. NCBI's taxonomy places the organism in Eukaryota, Metazoa, Chordata, Mammalia, Eulipotyphla, Talpidae.
ACCAGUGAAGCAUCAUUUUUCCUAACCCCCUGCGAGGCGACGGUGCAGAGGUGCCACCGGGGUCGCAGGAAUUAUCCAGGCUGCCUGUGCUACUAGAUGAAUGGAAAACUGAUUUAAACGAAUUGCCAACAAGGGAUUGUCUUUGGUUUGUGUACUUCAUAGCGUCCCUCAAUUUCCUCUCAUAUCUCCUCUUACUGUAAAAACUGCAUUUGAAUUUAAAAAAAUGAAGCAGUUGAAAAGAAAAAGGAAAAGCAAUUUCAGUGUUCAAGAAACUCAGACCCUUUUGAAAGAAAUUACAAAAAGGAAAGAAGUUAUUUUUUCCAAGCAGCUUAAUACGACAAUUAAUGUGAUGAAACGAAUGGCCUGGGAGGAGAUUGCACAGUGUGUGAAUGCUGUUGGGGAGGGAGAACAGAGGACAGGGACGGAGGUGAAGAGAAGAUAUCUCGACUGGCGAGCACUUAUGAAGAGGAAGAGGAUGAAGGCAAACAUUAAGCUGGUUGGUUCGGGAUUUCCCCUUCCCACAUCCGAUUUAGAUGACUCUCUCACUGAGGAGAUAGAUGAAAAGAUUGGAUUCCGAAAUGAUACAAAUUUUGACUGGCAAAAUGUGGCAGAUUUCAGAGAUGCAGGUGGAUCCUUAACUGAAGUCAAAGUGGAAGAAGAAGAAAGAGACCCCCAGAGUCCUGAGUUUGAGAUUGAAGAGGAAGAAGAAAUGCUGUCGUCGGUCAUACCCGAUUCCAGAAGGGAAAAUGAACUUCCAGAUUUCCCUCACAUUGAUGAGUUUUUCACUCUUAACUCAACGCCGUCGAGGUCUGCGUAUGAUGAGCCCCAUUUGCUUGUAAACAUAGAGAAACAGAAACUAGAGUUGGAGAAGCGACGCCUGGAUAUAGAGGCCGAGAGACUGCAAGUAGAAAAGGAGCGCCUCCAGAUCGAGAAGGAGAGGCUGCGGCACCUCGACCUGGAGCAUGAGCGGCUGCAGCUGGAGAAGGAGCGGCUGCAGAUCGAGAGAGAGAAGCUGCGCCUGCAGAUAGUCAGCUCAGAGAAACCGUCUUUGGAAAGCGAACUCGGUCCAGGAGAGAAGUCCAUACUUCAGCCGCAGGACGUAGAAACAGAGAAGUUAAAACUUGAACGAGAACGAUUGCAGCUGGAAAAAGAUAGGCUGCAGUUCUUGAAAUUUGAGUCGGAGAAGCUACAGAUCGAAAAGGAACGGUUGCAAGUAGAGAAAGAGAGACUUCGAAUUCAGAAGGAAGGACACCUGCAGUGACUUAGCUAGGCCUCCAUGUAGUAAAUGUAAACCAUAGGCUUUCUCUAUAUCAGGUAAUAGUAAAAAUGUUUUCAGGAUUAGCAGUUUUUUCCUGUCUAAUGUCAGUGUUUUCAGUAGGAAAAAGGUAGUUCUAUGUGGAUAACUGUAUGCUUAAAUAGUAUAUAAAAACAUGUCCCCUAGCAUAAACAGUAUAGCCGAAACUGUUGUGCUGUACUCUUUAAACUAGUAAUGUUACAUAGAGUGUCGUAUAAUCUGUGCACCCAGGCUUUACAACUAUGUCUUUGUAAAGUCAGUUCAGUGUUUUGGGGGUGAUUUUGGCACCCAGAAGAAAUUGGGCAAUGUCUGGAGACAUUUUUAGUUGUCAAAACUGGGAAGUGGGGGAGUUGCUACUAGCAUGUAGUGGGUAGAGGCCAAGGAUGGUCACACCAGCAAUGCACAGAAGAGCGACGCACAAUAAAGAUUUACCCAACUCCAAAUGUCAAUAUUGCUGAGGUUGAGAAACCCCAUCCUGACCUGACUCUGCACCUCUGUAGCUUUGCUUUAUAGUGUCCAAAUACUAAAAACCCAGAUGUUUAUAUGGGUAGUUACCUAAGUGGCCAAAAACUUUACCUCUGAAAUAUUACUGUGCAGCGUAUUCAAUAUAGGGAAUGGUGAAUUAUAGCUAUUCUAUUCUCACAUUUUCCAUCUAUAAGUAAACAGAUUCAGAAAACUACAGAAGUAGCUCAGAUUGUCUAAAAUGGGUCACUCAGAAAGCAGUUCAUUCAUCUAGCUAUUGAUGGCUUCAGAAGCAACCUAAAAUUUUUGAGCUUUAAUUCUUUCUUUGAAUACAUUGUCUUAGAUUAGAUACAAAAAUUGUCAUUUCAACCAUUUACUGAAUCUUAUGUGAGUGGUUGAAGCUAGCGAAAAUGAUACCAGUAUAAAAAUGUUACCAGUAGUCUAUGAACAUGAACACAGUGAGUGAUUAUUUGAUUUUUUUAAAUAAAUAAUAGCUAUGUAGGGGGUGGGGGUGGGGGUGAAUGUCCUCUGUGUCAGAUGAUGAUGAUGAUGCAAUAAUGAUAGGAACUGUGUGUUAGGAGUUAGGAAGCACUUAUCACAUAUUAUCUGACCUAAUCUGUAGAACAGUCUUUGAAAGUCGUAUCUAUUGUUCCUGAACCCCGGGGCUUAGAGAAGUCACACAGUUAGUAAAUGGCUGGUCUCAUAUACAUCUUGGUGUAUUUUUUCUUUGCCCCUCCUGAGGAACAAAGUGUGUGUCUUUAGUCCCUUUGGUAUUUGCUCUGAAACCAAGGACUUUCUUAACUUGGUGAUUUGCCUUCAGUCCCCUAAAGGUGCUUUUUCCACCAUCCAGGUGAUUCGAAUGCAUCCUAAGAUUGAGAGUUGUGCACAAAGAUCACUUUGUAUUUUCUGGUUUUCAGGGCUGAUAUGUAGCUUUAAUACAUCUCUUCUACUGACCGAUGCUACCUUGAUUCUGCAUUUGUUCCCUUUUAAUUUAAGAAUGUCUUAAAUCCAUAUGUGAUACUUGAGUAUGAAUAUACAAGGAAAAAUAGACUUCUGUUUAGUUACCUUGACUUCAAAAAGUGUUAUUUUUCUAUAACUGAAAUAAAUGCUUCUACUGUAGAAAUAAAAUUGGCCUAUACUAACUGAAACUCUAUCAUUUCAAGUGAUUUGCAUUUAAACCAUUUCAAGGCUGUGAGGGUUGAGUUGUCAAGUGUGCAAGAGAUCCCUGCCCUUGGUGAGUUGAGGCAGGGGGCCUGAGUUUUGUAUUGUACACUAUGCUAUGUGCUUUACAUACAUUACUUUAUUUGUUCCUCAAAAUUACCGUGAAACCAGUCAUGCUAUGCAUAAUUUUAUAAAAAGAAUAUAGUGCCCCUCUGAUUGCUCUAAAGGCCUGCAUAAAACAUACUAAUACUAACCCAAGAUUUUGGCAUAAGAGCUCUGAAGAGGAAUAGUGAAAGUUUCUAGUUAAAAGCAUUGUGGCUUUGCCACUUACUA